AUGGCAACGGCGCUGGAAAUUGUUGAAGUACCAGCUUAUGUUUCAGACGAUGAGGUGGAUCCCAAUGCAAUUGUCGACAAUGGAAAUCAAAAACGUAUGAAAAAGAGACAACGAAAUUGGGUAGAAGAAAAGGUGUUUAACAACACUGAAGAAGCUGAAGAGGUGGUGAUCAAAGAAAAUCAAUGGAGUUAUCAUCAUACAAAUACAACAGCUGCAGGAAAAAAGACAUUUUUUAGAUGUAAUAAAGUCAAAGCUCGUGGUAAACAAUGUGAUGCUGGUAUAUGUUUAUUAUUUGAUUCUACAAAUGAUAAGAUUUUUUUAUUUCGUGCCACAUCAGAUCAUACUCAUGAUAGCACACAAGAAAAACCUUCAAGAAUACCAAAUGAAGUAAAAACAGUUAUACAGGAAUUAUAUGAAUUGAAAUUGAAACCGAAAGCAAUAAUCGAAGUACUUCAUGAACGUGGAAUAACACCACCUAACAUUAGCCAAUUAAAUAAUUUUUUAAGAACCAUUAAGAAUACAAAACUUGGUCCAACUUCAAUUAGUCUUGGUGAAAUUGAACAAUGGUGUUUAGAAUCGAGUCAAUCAAUUCCAGAAUCAAUUGAUACUCCUUUUGUUGCAUCAUACCAAAUUAUUUAUGAUGAUGAUAAUGAAAAUGACGAUGUCGAUGAUGAUGAUGUUAAUGAAAACAAGUUUCGGUUUUUUAUUACAACAAAAAGACUUCUACAAAUUGCUUCAAGGUCAAAAAGAAUUCAUGCUGAUGCAACAUAUAAAUUGUUGUGGCAAGGAUUCCCGGUUCUUAUUGUCGGUACAACUGAUCUUGAUCGACAUUUCCAUGCAUUUGGUAUGUCUGUUUGUUCAAAUGAAACAACACAUGAUUUCAGAUUUUUAUUUCGUGGUUUACAAGAAGGUGUACAAAAGCUAAAUUUAGAAGAAAUUAAUCCAGAAUUUUUAAUUGCU
This is a messenger RNA of Rotaria sordida, 960 nucleotides long. Lineage: Eukaryota; Metazoa; Rotifera; Eurotatoria; Philodinida; Philodinidae. The record is from the annotation of a GenBank genome assembly.